This is a messenger RNA of Podarcis muralis (Common wall lizard), 1711 nucleotides long. It is a transcript of the gene TMEM72, whose product is annotated as transmembrane protein 72. The record is from RefSeq and is a predicted model, not a curated record. Lineage: Eukaryota; Metazoa; Chordata; Lepidosauria; Squamata; Lacertidae.
AAAUGGCAAAUCUAGGCUUGAGAUUAAAUAGGAACUAUUUCUUAAUUAUGCGAGUAGGCUUCCUAGACUUCGGCAGCUUACUGCAGAUAAAUUUGCUGCAUCUGGAAAUGAAUUUCCUUGAUUAUAAGGCGUGCAUUGGCUUUUAAUGGGAAUAAAUAAUUCAAUGUUUUCUCCAAAGGGGAAGCACUCUAAAUGGCUGCAAUGUGGACGAGGAGUGUCUCGUAAAAGGAAACACGAAGAACCCUGUGAGUUUUCAGAUACUUAGCGAAGUGGCAUCCCAUUUUGGACAUGUCUGCUGUUCAGGUGAGAACUAUUGCACCCCUCGUGGUCUCUCAGGAGUGAGCCGGAACGCUCUGAAAACAGCUAGCAAAGCCUUAAGCCCCAUGGCAACUAAUCUGCAUCAAAUGUGCAGGAGCAAGACUUUUGCUCGCCUUCGAUAUGCGCCGACAUGAAGCAAGGGGAAGGUGGCCCUCAGGCACUGGCUAAGGUUUCUGCUCUGCCUGGCAAUCAUUAAUUGUCCCACUGAAGGAUGCAGGACAAUGGCAGCACCAGAAGGACAGCCCAGUCCCGCCGGGACCAGCGCUAACUGCUUCUGCGUGGAAAAAGGGUGUGUUGUUUGGGGUCUUUUUUGUGUAUAGCACAUUGGAAUGAUGUUCCUUUGGGAAGGGCGGGGAUCCCUGACUCCAGGCUCACUCCAUCUCAGUGCAGGAAGUCAGAGCAUAGGUCUGUCUCAAGAAUUUCCAAAAGCUCAAAGCGCUUCUUGCCCAGCCAACAUGAAGCAAGCAGCUUUUUGGAAUACUCUGGAAUAUACCUGCCGACUUUUGGGAAUCUCCACUGGAGCAGUGCUUAUUGGCGUUGGCACAGACACACUGCUCCUGGGUCAGUUCAAGAGCCUGGCUGUCUAUUUGCUCGUUUCAGGGAUAGCCGUGUCCCUGUGCGAAGCAGCAUACUUUGUGGGCCUGCUCUUGACCGCUUGCUGCACCCCCAAGACGGGAUCUGGGAUGCACACUUGCUGGAAGCACGCCAGACGUCGGGGGGCCUUCCAGAAGUUUCUGAUGUAUGUUUUGCUCUCAGUAGCCUGCUUCCUGCACCCUGUCAUAGUUUGGCACGUCACUAUCCCAGGCACGAUGCUGGUGGUCACCGGCUUCACCUACUUCCUGCUCAGUAAGCAACAGAAAGAAACGAGAACACCUGGAGAAGAACAAUACACGGAUUCCCAAAGCGCAGCUGUAGCUAUGACGGAUGCAGGCGACACUGAGCAAACCUACACCUUCCCCAGGGGAGCACCUCGAGGGCAACGCAACUCCCUUCUUGGGUUUCUGAGGAGCUUCUUCAAAAGCUGCAAGAAGCUGGAUACCGUGGGCCUCUUCGAGCUCACCGCCACAAGGAGGCAGGUGCACUUUGAAGAGAAGGUGGUGAACAUCAUUCUUUCUGUCAAAGAAAGCCCAGAAGAGCAGGAGAUCUUGGCUGAGGAAACCACAUCUGACAUGGCUCCCAUCCUUCCGCCCCAGUUGUGACAGCCUACAGCGGAGACAGCAACAGCAAGAACGGGCUCUUUCUGCUUCUCUAUGAUUCUAGUGUUUGCUGCAGAGACACCUGGAGGCAACUUGUAGAAUAAACCUCCCAGCUUUGGUUUAGGCCAGGGGUAGGCAACCUAAGGCCCGUGAGCCGGAUGCGGCCCAAUCGCCUUCUCAAUCCGGUCCAUGGAUGG